GCAUGCGCAUUAGGUAUGCACUGAACGCGUCAUCGUAUUUUCCUGAACGCAGCUGAAGAUGUAAACAAGAGGAUUGGCGAGUGCGAAAGCUCGUUUUGUCCACUAUUACCUUCCAUGAUUGUCCUGAUUUAAUCGCAAAAAGCAGCCAUGGGGCUCCCUGUUACUAUUAAAGUGAAUUUCAGGGGAAAUGUAAAGAGAUUUGUGGCUCCAGAUUUGGACAAGUCGGAAUGGGAGUCGGUGGAAGCCUGGAUAAAAGCAUCAUUUGGAAUAAGCCAUUUUCAAGUGAAAUAUUUUGAUGAGGACAACGAGGAGGUUUCCAUCAAUAGCCAAGAGGAAUAUGAGGAAGGUGUGAAGAGUGCAGAGAAGCAGGGGAACCAGUUGCACAUGAACGUUUACAAGGCGAAGCAGGGUCAGGCUGGCACUGGGCCGGUCAAGACCCAAGAAGUGAAGGAGCUGAAGGGGGAACUCCGGCCGGCCCCGCCGUACCCCUCCAGGGUCAAAACUGUGGACAAAGGCACACAGGUCACCCCCGAGAGAGAUGCUGUGGUUGUGAAGGACAACAAAGUGACUAAGCCAGAGGAUAAGCUUCCCCCAGCUUGGUUUAGAUCUUACAUGGAAAAAUUCAAGGAUGAGGUGGUGAAGGAGGUAGUGGAGAGGAUGUGCAGCGACUUCUCUGGCCAGUGCUGCACCCACAAGGCCCCCAAUCCUGAUGGGCCUCUCGAGGUCCUUGGAGCAGUGGGCGGAGUCAAUAUCAAAGGCCCAAAGGUGAACUCCUCCUCCACCGGCCCCCCCGCCUACUCCUCAUUGGGCUACACUCCAGAAUGCAGCAAAUGCAAGAGACCAGCCACCGAUGGAGCUUAUCAGUGCAGAGUGUGUCCGUCCUGUAUCUUAUGUGAGCUGUGUCGACACAGCCACGACCCCAGCCACAACCUGGUGAGAACCAAGACUCCCCUCUCCAUCCCUGAGCAUGGCAUGUCAGGAGAAUUAAGGUUUCCAAGGCGAGGAGACCGGACCGUGCGCAAGGCUGAGCGCCAGCGCCUCAAAACCGAGAGGAGGCAGCUCAAGGCCGAGGUGAAGGAGAUUAAGAAGAAGCUGAGGCUGGAGAAGAGGGGCCUGCAAUGGAGCGGCCCUGCCUCUACCUCCGCCAGAUCCAACGUGGCCACCACCCAGGCCCCUGCUGCUACCCAGGCCCCAGAACCAGGCCCUGCCCCAGACCCCCAGGCCUGCAGUCCAGAGGGUCCCGAGGUCUCCUACACCACCUUGGUGCCCACUAUGGCUGCCUUGUUUCUGGAUGAAAAUCUGCCCGACGGGACCCGCCGAGAGCCCGGCACCAAGUUCAUCAAGUAUUGGAAGAUGAAGAACUCAGGCAUCAUCAACUGGACCUCAGAGACCAAGCUGAAGUGCAUGUGGGGUAACCUGGCACUGGCAUUGGAGGAGAAGCGUGAGGUGGCCGUGCCCCUCCUGCAGCCGGGCCAGGUGGGCGUGGUCAGUGUGGCCUUCAUCGCCCCAGUGAUGGAGGGCACCUACACCUCCCACUGGCGCCUUGCACACUGCGGAGAGCAGUUUGGCCCUCGCGUGUGGUGCAGCAUUGUGGUGGCCCCCAGCACCAGCCCACACGCCAACUGUCCUCAGAACAAAUGCCUGGAGGUGGAGCCCAGGCCUGUGGUUGUGGAGGGGAUGUCGAGUAACAGCUCCAGGGACAGUGGUCUGGCCAUGUCUGUAGACUACUGCCACAGAGACUACCACUUCCCCUCUGUAGACCUGCUCACUGCACAGGAUCUGUUGUCCUUUGAAUUGCUGGAUAUUAACAUUGUGCAAGAGUUGGAGAAAGUUCCGAACAACACUCCAGUCGAUCUGACCCCCUGUGUGUCCCCUCUGCCCCACAAUGGCCCUCUACUGGAGCACCCAGGCACCGACCAGAUCGAAAACAACACUGAGAUGAACCGGGUCAACAACCUGCUAGGAGUGAACGAGGACCCACCUGGCCACGAGGAGGAAGACAUCAGCGGGACUCAGUUUGUGUGUGAGACGGUGAUCCGCUCCCUCGCCCUCGAGGAGGCUCCCGACCACAAGCCCCCUCGCAGACAUCAGCCCAGCUACUGCAAGCCCAAAGUUUUUGAAGCUGUAGCCUCGGGCCCUGUCUUUGGCUAUGACACAGCAUUAAGAGUGACAGGACCAGAUUUGCUGAUGAUGGGGGUUAUGAGAGAUCAAGGUUCACCUCCAGGCCUUCCCCAGAUCACACUUCCAGAGGAGACUGUCACAGAGGUUGAAAAUGUGUACAUGGAGCUGUAUGCAAUGAAUGAGGAGGACAUGGAAGACAACAAAGCCAGAAAGGAUGUGAAGGACCAGAAAGCUGAGGAUAAAGAAGAUGAGAGCUACGUUGAGAUUGAAGAGGAGAAAGAACAUGAAGAAGAAGACGAGCGAGCGGACUGGGACGAGGUGAGCAGCCAAAUCUCCACCUUGUCCUCGUCCUCCUGCGAGGACUACGUCAUAGUCCUGCCGGACUGCUUCGACACCAGUCGGCCGCUGGUCGAGCCCACGUACAGCUCCGCCCUCUCGGAGCCUGUCACUACCGCAGCCGUGGAGCAGGAGCUGGCGCCAGACUCUGAGCCUGAGGAGCUGGACAGAGCCACCCCAGAGGGGGAGAGGCAAGAGCGGGGUGAGGCUGCAGUCACGGAGACCACCAUGCACAGCAAUGUCAACCAGAUGCUGUGUGCCUCCCAGACGCUGGAUGCUGUCCCCCUAACCCCUGAGGUGGUGCCACCGCCGGUCUCUCUCCUGCCUCCACAGGCCCUGUACACACACAGGUCUGAAGCAGUCCAUGUUGCAGAGCCAACACGUCAACAAGCGUCUGGACCAGUAGAACCAUGCCAACCAGCGGUCCAUUUAAAUGUAUCUAGUUCAACGAGACCAUCAGACUUAGCCAGUGCCUUUGAGACGUACAACUCCAGACCCUGCAUCUCCCUGCGCCCAAGGGGCCAAGGCGGUAUCACGGAGGGACUAGUCAAGGGGGUUCUGUCAGUGGCAGCGUCCGCCUACAAGGCUCUCUUCACUGGACAGAGCUGCUCCACACAGCGUGGUGUGGACCCGGCCAGCCAGGACGCCUCCAUGAUGGCCGUGCUGCUGGAGAUGGGCUUCAGGGACCAGCGGCUCAACCAGUGGCUGCUGAGGAAGCACAAGCACAACCUGCUGCACACUGUCAACGAGCUGGUCGCCAUGGCCGACAACUCACUACUGACGGGCCGGGUCGGCCAAUCAGCCAGGCCGCUACACGACCCAUGACACCCAAUGAGAAAGCGGGGGGGGUUCAUUUUGGCACUGAUGUUAGGUCAUGGGCCUUACCUAUUGACAGGGCCAGGGUUGGUUCACUGUUCCCAAAGAGAAUGGAGGUUGUGGGUAUUGAAUGUAAUCAGAAUUCCAAUCUUCUCCAUUGUGUUGGGUAUUGGGACUACUCUUGUUGAUUUGAAGGACUUACAUGGUUGAGACGGGGAUUCAACUACAUAGGAAUGCUAAAGAACUGAAUGUCUGAUUUCUUUUAGAUAUAGUGGUGAAUUGGCCUAAACAAUGCAAUAUUCUAUGUAUAUAUCAAAAGUACUGUUAUUUUAGAUGUCUGGCAACACGCAACAUUUGACCUGUGGAUUGUAUAAGGAACAGACACUGCAGACUAAGGAAAUAAGCUGUUUCUUUCUAGGAGACACUUGCAUGUCAGAUUUAAGCAUACGAGUCAUACUUGCGGUACUGUAGGACUCGCAUCUAUAAAUGUUGUCUCUGCAUCACACUUGUACUCAUUUUCCUCUUUCACAUUGUAAGAAUCAUCCCCUUUCAUAUAUUUCUAUCACACAACACUACGUAUAUCCAACCAUAACAUUCCUAAGUUUGUUCAUGGAACCAAGUUUCUCAUAGGUAGUUUUUAUGAAUGGUAAUCGGUGACACGAGUCAUGGUGAUUUGAGUGCAUAGGUUUCAAACGUUCUAGGCCUAUACUAUGUUUGACAGUUCAGCCUAUCUCUCUGUGUGUACUUUUCCUUUCAGGAAAAAAAAGGUUUGUAACUGGACACAUGUUUGUGGUUGUGAUAUGUUCAAAUACUAACAGUUUAAAGAUCAUGCUUUCGAAUGAAAUGCUGAAAAUAUGAACUGUGCUUGCUAAAGGGGUCUCCUUUCAAUCAGCACGUAAGUAAGUACACUGCAAUUGUCAAUCAGCCAAUAAAUAAAUUGCACAAAUCUA
Salmo salar (Atlantic salmon) is the source of this 4223-nucleotide messenger RNA. Its product is annotated as next to BRCA1 gene 1 protein. Gene Ontology annotation, cellular component: phagophore assembly site. NCBI's taxonomy places the organism in Eukaryota, Metazoa, Chordata, Actinopteri, Salmoniformes, Salmonidae. Gene Ontology annotation, molecular function: ubiquitin binding. Gene Ontology annotation, biological process: macroautophagy. The record is from RefSeq and is a predicted model, not a curated record.